AUGAUUGUUGCCAAAGUGUAUUUUGACAAUUUCGGACCCAAGCGCAAAAUCACACGUGCCACGGGAAAGAGUGCGUCCACCACAGAACUCGAGGUUCCUGGGGCCUUCGACCCGUUUGCUGACGCGAAUGCUGCUGAUGAUCCUGGAGCCGGAACUAAGGAUUACGUCCAUAUCCGUAUUCAGCAGCGGAAUGGUCGUAAGAGCCUGACGACUGUUCAAGGCUUAAAGAAAGAAUUCAACUACAACAAGAUAUUGAAGGAUUUUAAGAAGGAGUUUUGCUGCAACGGAACCGUCGUUCAAGACAUCGAGCUUGGUCAGGUCAUUCAGCUUCAGGGCGACCAGCGGAAGAACGUUUCCCAGUUCCUUAUCCAGGCUGGUAUUGCGAAGAAAGACCUCAUCAAGAUGCAUGGUUUCUAA
Molecule: messenger RNA, 417 nt
Organism: Closterium sp. Yama58-4
Lineage: Eukaryota; Viridiplantae; Streptophyta; Zygnematophyceae; Desmidiales; Closteriaceae
Source: the annotation of a GenBank genome assembly